Pyricularia pennisetigena is the source of this 1719-nucleotide messenger RNA. RefSeq lists its product as uncharacterized. The record is from RefSeq and is a predicted model, not a curated record. The transcript is spliced from 3 exons. NCBI's taxonomy places the organism in Eukaryota, Fungi, Ascomycota, Sordariomycetes, Magnaporthales, Pyriculariaceae. The coding region runs from base 1 to 1719 and encodes 572 amino acids.
AUGCCCUGCUUCAAGGGUAUCGCGGUUAGCAUUCACGCAAAUGGUCCGAUCCCAGAGCAUGGCAUCGUGAAGCAAUCUCGGGCCUCGAGGGUCACGUCGUAUAUUCCAGUGCCCGAGCCGACUUUGAACCCGGAGACAGGCGCUCAAGAGCCAGCCAAAUUCGCCAUAUCCAUAACGCUCCUCACCAAAGGCCUCCAGAUCCCGUAUUCGACCCCACCACCGACAGCCGAUGAUCCCUACCCGAAGCCACGUAUAGUCGGCGCCCCCGGUCAGAAUGGCAGUGUUAGCCCGUACAUACCGCUCACAUCGUCUGAGAACGAAACGAUAGCUGCUUAUAUCUACUUCGAUGGGCGAGCCAAAGAAGAGGUGGCGACUCUCUUGAGGCCAGGUGAGGAAACCUGGGUUAACAGUCGCUGGGUGCAGGUGCCAGAAUCCGAGGGCGGUGGCCUCGCGGAGAGAGAAUUUCUGUUUCGUGAGGUCGCUCUUGAGAGGUGGCUCAACGGUCUCGAUUUGAAGGGCCACGAUGCCGCUGAUAAGCUCGAGAAGCGCAAGCACAAGUACGAGAGGCGACAACGUCGCCAAGAAAAGGCGGCGGCCGCGGCCGAAAACGGAGGAAUACGCAGCACGUCGCCUAUGGACUCAGACUCGGAUAACUCGUCGGCUGAAUCAGAUGAUGAAAUACCCGAGGCCGCAGGCCAGAUCAAGGUGGCUAUGUUCCGCGUGCUGGCGUCUGGUGAAAUCAAGAAGGGCGAGUACUCUCCGCAGUUCGAUGCUCAUGACGAUGACGACGAUGAUGGGGCGGGUGGGAACCAGAACGGCACAGGGGUCGGGGCGGAUGUCGAACACACAACCAGCUUUGCCAAGCCUAAAACGCUUGACCCCAAGACUAUCAGCACCCAGACGGUUACCGGCAUUGAUGGUCCUGACAAACCAUAUGCUACUUUUACCUUUUUCUACCGUGGAAAACGGCAACUGGAAAAGAUGGGCGUUCUCCCGUCAUCCAAGACGCAAGCAACUCCUUCCAGCGCCGUCAAGCGGAGAUCUGCCCAAAUCGAGCUCCCCAAACUGGGACCCCUCAAGACUGGUGGCACAGUAGGCUUUUCCGCUUUCCGUGAUAACGAUGCGGAGACGGCGAGGCGAAGAAAAUCCCGCAAGAAGUCCAUUGCUGGUAGUCCCAGCACCGGAACUGCUGCCAUGGCAGCAGAUUCCGACAGCGACGCGGAUGACGACCUGAUUGCAACCAAAAUGGAGGAUAUGGACGAAAAGGACGUUAUCCAAACGGGAGCCACCCUCAACCCUGACGAAGCCAAGUUUUCGGGGGAGCUUGCAGACGGUGUCGAAAGGAUUCACCUCAAAAGGGCGCGAUCCGCAGACCCAGAUAGUGCCGCUGCCAACUCAGCCAAGACUGAAAACCAGCAACCAGCUAGCCAGUCGAACACCCCAGACAAUAAGUCCUUACUCGAGAGCUUGUCGCCCGUUCCAUCCACCAGCGCCACGUUUGGCGGCGCCUUGAACAACAAGAAUAUCCUGGAUGAUGCGAUCGUGGGUAGUCCACUCAAGAAGCAACGAGCCCUCAGCGGGCCUGAUGCCGAGAAGCUAUCUCAAGCUGCAGGUCUGGGGAGCAUACUUGCCCAAGUUCAAGCCGGACAGACUCCUCAAGCCAGUUCAGGUCUACAACCGUCAGCUAUGAAGCAGGAAGACGAAGAGGAGGAGCUUUGA